AUGGCACAUAAUAAGAUGAGGGGAGUGGUGGCGGUGGCGGUGGCGGUGGUUGUUCUGGUGGUGGCUGUAGGCGGAGGAGGUGGUGGCGUUACGGCACAAGUGCUCCAUGUGGUGGGAGGAGAUAGAGGAUGGGAGACUACAAAUAUCAUUCAUGAUUGGUCUUCUGGCAGAGUUUUCAGAGUUGGUGACAGUGUUUGUUUUGCACACUCAGGACAGGAUAGUAUUGUGGAGCUGGGAAGCUUGGAGGAAUAUGAAUCGUGCGAUCUAUCAAACCCAAUCAGAAUGUUAACGGACGGCCUGGAUAAGAUCUCUCUUGACGGGGAGGGAAUCAGAUACUUUGCCAGUGGGAACAUUGACAACUGCAGAAAUGGACUCAAACUGCCAGUCAAUGUUCAACCUCAGGUUUAUGGACCCAUAUCAGCAGAAAGCCCAUUAGGAUAUUGGCCCAAUAAUGUGGAGAGCCCAAUAGUAGAAGGGCCCUCUCAGGAGACCAAGCAGGCCCAAAGUCCUUCAAUGGGGCAGGAAUAUGGACCCAUAUCUUCUUUUUCCGCAGCAAAAAGCCCAUUAGGAUAUUGGCCUAAGGAUGCAGAAAGCCCAAUAGUAUAUGGGCCCUCUAUGGAAACCGAUCAGGCCCAAAGUCCUUCAAUGGGCCAAGAAUAUGGUCCCAUGUCCUCUCUUACUUCAGCAGAAAGCCCAUUAAUCUCUGGAUCUGAAGGGCCCACAGCAUCUUUACCUUUUACUUUCCAGCAAUUCUGGAAAACCAAACACACCCAAAACUCUUUGAUGGAUGGAACGUAUGGGCCCACAUCAUCUUCUGCUAUGAACUCUCACAAUGGGCUUCCGAUCAUUGGUCAGAAGAAAUGGGCUAAAAGGCUUUCAGAGAACACUGUAGAUGGACCAAAGUCACUCUCUGCUCCAAUCUAUCUAAGUGGGCUUUUCGGACUUUGGGCCGUUGGACUUCUGCUUCAUGUCAUCAACUAUUAUUAGGUGAAGAAUAUUAAGAAGUUGCAUAAUGACUCAUUAAACUAAUAGUAAUGAAUAAGACCAUUAAAAUGGAGGAGAUGAGAUCAUUCCUCCAAAUUAAUAAUUAUUUAUGUAUUUAGCACUAUGUUUUAAGAAUUUCUUAACUAAGUACUUUAUGUUUGUAAUCUAUACCUGUUUUAUGUGAAUAAAAAA
Ipomoea triloba (trilobed morning glory) is the source of this 1176-nucleotide messenger RNA. Its product is annotated as uclacyanin-2-like. Bases 1 to 987 code for a protein of 328 amino acids. NCBI's taxonomy places the organism in Eukaryota, Viridiplantae, Streptophyta, Magnoliopsida, Solanales, Convolvulaceae. Gene Ontology annotation, molecular function: electron transfer activity. The transcript has 2 exons. Gene Ontology annotation, cellular component: plasma membrane. The record is from RefSeq and is a predicted model, not a curated record.